AUUUCUUCUCAGGGAAUUUCUCUGUGUUAUAAUCUACUCCCUUCCAAAUAUCCCAAACAGGACAUCUGACAGUCUGGCAGGACUUUGUAGAGGAGGGUAACAUGGUUAAGAGGAGACACUCAGAGGGUUAUGGUGGGUGAGUCAGAAAGGGAAAGCUGGAACUGCAAAGUCCUAGAGGGAGGUUGUAGGAAAGUUGGUUUCAAGUUACUGUCCUUUGGCAAACAGAACAGUUCAGUGUGGUAUUCAGAGUGUUGGCUUGGAACCUGCCCACCUACAAGCUUUGUGAUCCUGAGGAAGUUACAUAACUUGUCCAAGGCUCAACUUUCUUAUUUGUAAAAUGGGGAUCAUAAUAGUACUUACCUCAGUGGUUUGUUGUGUUAUAGGAAAUAAUGCCUGUGAAUGCACACCAGGCACUGGCCACAGGCCAACACGCAGCAAGACCAUUGUAAGUAACCAAGGCUGUCAUAAAACUCUCAAAUACUACUGCUGUGAGUACCAAGAGGGUAAACCAGCUGUAAGUACUACCCAACUGUAAGUUGUUACUCAUUUUAUGAUGUUAGGUUGGAGAGGUUGGAAAAAGUUGGAGGGUAUGACCUCGUCUUCACUAUGAGACACGCAUGAAGUAUAAGCAGAUAUGGACAAGGAAAUGGAGGUGGAGAAUGAUAGAGCUGGAGCCCCAGAAGAACCAAAAAUGAGGCCAGAGAAACAAGAAAAAGCCAAUCAAGAAAGUCCAUUGUUACAGGGUCUGACCAGCCACGUGACUCCCUUGGUCCCAGAAUUCUUGAACCCAGGAGGUAUCCAGGAGAAGGCCUUGGCUCAUCAGGUCAACAGCCUACAGCACAAGUCUGCAAAGGAGUCCAAAGCUCCGCAGCCCAAGGACUUAUUCCUGCCUGUAUGGGGUGGUAACAGCUUCAAUUUCUCAGCAAAAACCUUGCAACCUGAACAGGCUGUCAUCCCCAAUUUUUCAGCAAAAAUCAUCUCACCUAACCAGGCUGAUACCCCUAAUUCUUCAGAAAAAAAUAUCCCACUCAAGCAGGCUGACAUCUCACCCAAAGAGGGUAACACCCCCAGUUUUUUAGAAAAAAUCAUCCCCCCCAAGCAGCAUGAUACCUUCAAUUUCCCAGCAAAAACCAUCCCAUCCAAUCAGCCCGACACCCCCAAUUUUUCAGCAAAAACCAUCCCACCCAAGCAGGCUGACACCUCCUAUUCUUCAGAAAAAAUUAUCCCACCCAAGGAAGGUGAAAUCCCCAAAUCCUUGGAAAAAAACAUCCUGAGAAAGGAUGACACUACAUCUACUUCUUCAGAAAAAAACAUCCUGCGCAAGCAGAGUGACACCACCAAAUCACCAGCAAAAUCCAUCCUGCCUAAACAGGGCAGUAGCCCUAAGUUCUUAGCAAAAUCCAUCCUGCCCAAACAGGCCAACACCCCCAAGUUGCCAGCAAAAACUCUCCAGGCUAAGCAGAUCAAUAGCCCCAAGGUUUUAGCAAAAAGCAUCCUGCCCAAGCACGGCCAAACCUCCAAGUCCUCAGAAGAAAACAUACUGCCCAGAGAGGGUGACAUCAAGUCCUCAGAAGAUACCAUUCAGCCCAAGGAGGGUGACAUCCCCAAGUCCUCAAAAGAAAUCAUCCAGCCUGUAGAAGGCAAUGUCCUGAAGCCAUCAGGGACAAUGGAACUCCUGGAGGUGGACUUGGUGAAAGUGAUCCUGAACAAGGAGGACUUUGAGCUGGCGCUCAAGGAGGCCGGGGAGAGGCUGGUGGCCGUGGACUUCUCGGCCCCCUGGUGUGGGCCUUGCAGGACCAUCAAGCCCCUUUUCCAUUCCCUAUCCUUAAAGUAUGAGGAUGUGGUGUUCCUGGAAGUGGAUGCUGAUGAGUGUGAGGAGCUGGUAAAAGACCUGGAGAUCAUUUGUAUCCCAACCUUUCAGUUUUAUAAACAAGAAGAAAAGGUGGGAGAAUUUUGUGGCGCUGUUAAAGAAAAACUUGAGACAAUCAUUGCAGAAUUAAAGUAAUUGUGGCUCCUGAAAGCACCGUAAAUAGCUAGUCAUAGUUUGUGAUUUUAUUUACCAAAAAAGUUGAGGCGUAACCAAAAAUGUAUGUCGGAGUGACACCUGUUCAUAAAUUAUGAAGUAUUAACUUCACCUUUUCAAAAAGUAGUAAAGUACUAGGUCAUAUUGUGACCACGUAUUCAUUGGUAGGAAGUUGUGUUAUUAGAAUUUCCUUUGGUGGAGAUUAAGAGUCCACGCAUCUCCUAUUUUUUUUUAUCAUGAUUUGUUUUUGGAACUCACCCUUGAAAUUCAGUUCAUUUGUUGUUAGUGGCAACAUUGGAAAUUUAGACAGUUCUUCUGUAGAAGUUCAUUAUUUAGAGAUGAUGAAGACUUUCCUUCUCACUUGGAGUUUCUGAUGAGACACUUUGGGAAAUAAUGAAUUUGAAAGAUUCACAUUUCAUACCUAACCUCCUCUAUGUACAGGGAAUGCUAUGGAGGCCUCAGGAAGCCCCAUGGGCUCACCAAUCCUGUGUGAGAUUUGUUGGUGGCAGAGUUGAGACCAAGGCCAGGUUCCCAGAUCUCAAGGGCAGGCCUCUUUCUACUAAUCUACUAAUUUCCACAAAAUCUGAGACAGAGGUCCUAGCUUCUGGUUUCUCAGACCGAGAGCUUUAUUAUUCAGGUCAAAGUCAGGGCGAUCCUCAAUGCCAUUAUGACAUCAGCUCCCUGGUGGCAGAGUUCCUACUUUUUGUCCUGGUAUCUGGGCUUCUGAUGCCUGCUCCCAGAUGUCUCAGGGCCAAAAAGCCCAGGUAUGGGUCACAAGAUGGUGGCUUGGUCCAGAGUUUCGUAUUUUUUUUUAAAUGUAUAUGUGAUACACACACAUAUAACCGCAUGUAUUAAUGUAUACAAUUUGAUGAA
Molecule: messenger RNA, 2896 nt
Organism: Nyctereutes procyonoides (raccoon dog)
Lineage: Eukaryota; Metazoa; Chordata; Mammalia; Carnivora; Canidae
Gene: TXNDC2
Product: thioredoxin domain containing 2
Exons: 2
Coding region: 635-2005 (456 amino acids)
Source: RefSeq, a predicted model, not a curated record